Molecule: messenger RNA, 1953 nt
Organism: Austrofundulus limnaeus
Lineage: Eukaryota; Metazoa; Chordata; Actinopteri; Cyprinodontiformes; Rivulidae
Gene: gria2b
Product: glutamate receptor, ionotropic, AMPA 2b
Biological process (GO): monoatomic ion transport
Cellular component (GO): membrane
Molecular function (GO): signaling receptor activity; ligand-gated monoatomic ion channel activity
Source: RefSeq, a predicted model, not a curated record
UUUUUGUCUCUCAAGGCUGAAGGUUCUCAAUAUGUGUCGGAUCUAACGUCUCAACCGGACAAAAAAGAGGGAUUCCAGGCAUCUCUGGUGGAUGUGGACACCUAAACUGUCUGUGGACAUGGAAAAAAUAGCACAUUUAUCCGUUUCUUUCCUUUUGGUUUUAUGGGGAUGCGCGCUUGGAGGCUCGCCCAGCGUUCAGAUUGGGGGACUUUUUCCAAGGGGCGCGGAUCAAGAAUACAGCGCGUUUCGGAUAGGAAUGGUUCAGUUUGGCACCUCGGAAUUCAGACUGACGCCUCACAUCGACAAUCUGGAGGUGGCCAACAGUUUUGCAGUUACAAAUUGYUUCUGUUCACAGUUUUCCAGAGGAGUCUACGCCAUCUUUGGAUUCUACGACAAGAAGUCUGUUAACACCAUCACAUCAUUCUGUGGAACGCUGCACGUCUCCUUCAUAACGCCCAGCUUCCCUCUGGAUGGGAAUCAGCAGUUCAUUAUCCAGAUGCGACCUGAUAUCAAGGGGCCUCUCCUCAAGCUCAUCGAUUACUACAAGUGGGAAAAGUUUGCCUAUUUGUACGACAGCGAUCGAGGCCUCACAACACUGCAGGUUGUUCUGGAUACAGCAGCAGAGAAAAAGUGGCAGGUGACAGCCAUCAAUGUGGGCAACCUGAAAGACGAGAGGAAGGACGAAGCCUAUCGUUCACUCUUCCAAGACCUGGAGAACAAAAAGGAGCGACGGGUCAUCCUGGACUGUGAGCAGGACAAAGUGAAAGACAUCAUGGAUCAGGUCAUCACAAUUGGUCGACACGUUAAAGGUUAUCACUACAUUAUUGCCAACUUGGGUUUUAUCGAUGGAGAUCUAUCCAAAAUUCAGUAUGGGGGAGCUAACGUUUCAGGCUUCCAGAUUGUUGAUUUUGACAAUCCUUUGGUGUCAAAAUUUGAUCAAAGAUGGGAGGCACUGGAAGAAAAGGAGUAUCCUGGUGCUGACAGCAAAAUAAGGUACACCUCAGCGCUGACCUACGAUGCUGUGCARGUGAUGACCGAAGCCUUUCGAUACCUGCACAAACAGCGCAUCGACUUCACCAGAAGAGCUAACACUGGUGACUGCCUGGCYAAUCCUGCUGUCCCGUGGGCUCAAGGGGUGGAGAUUGAGCGAGCACUGAAACAGGUGCGUGUGGAAGGCCUAACAGGAAAUAUUCAAUUUGAUCARCAUGGGAAGAGAGUAAAUUACUCCGUGAAUAUAAUGGAAUUAAACAGCAAUGGUCCAGUAAAGAUUGGAUACUGGAACGAAGCCGACAAACUGGUUCUCACCAAUAAUGGCGACUCAAAYGGCUCAUCGUCAUCAAUGGAAAACAGAACAUAUAUUGUGACCACCAUCUUGGAAGCUCCAUAUGUGAUGCUUAAAAAGAAUUACGAUCAGUUUACGGACAAUGAACGCUAUGAGGGUUACUGUGUGGAUCUGGCAGCAGAGAUAGCGAAGCACUGUCACAACUUCAACUACCAGCUGAAAAUAGUGGGGGAUGGGAAGUAUGGAGCCAGAGACGCAGAGACCAAAAUCUGGAACGGAAUGGUGGGAGAGCUGGUUUAUUCGAAAGCAGAUAUCGCAGUGGCCCCUUUGACCAUCACAUUGGUACGAGAGGAGGUGAUCGACUUCUCUAAACCCUUCAUGUCACUGGGAAUCUCCAUCAUGAUCAAGAAGCCACAGAAAUCCAAACCUGGAGUGUUUUCUUUCCUGGACCCGCUGGCCUAUGAGAUCUGGAUGUGCAUUGUUUUCGCCUACAUCGGCGUCAGCGUGGUGCUGUUCCUCGUCAGCCGCUUCAGCCCCUAUGAGUGGCACACCGAGGAGUACGAAGACGGGCAGAUCCAGACCAAUGAAUCGACUAACGAGUUUGGCAUAUUCAACAGCCUGUGGUUCUCCCUUGGAGCCUUCAUGAGGCAAGGAUGUGACAUCUCGCCUAG